This is a messenger RNA of Spirodela intermedia, 3354 nucleotides long. Lineage: Eukaryota; Viridiplantae; Streptophyta; Magnoliopsida; Alismatales; Araceae. The record is from the annotation of a GenBank genome assembly.
AUGUACGAGUUCCAUUUCGCCACGUUCAGCGAGAGGCAGGCGGAUAUCGGCAAGCGGAUACGUAUCGCUACGUACGACAAGAAGGUUUUCCUUAACAAGGUGCGAUGCAGCCGGUUGGCAUCUAGGCUUUUUAAAGGUUUAUAAAGUACGAGGAACACGUGGCCGUUAAGGACACCUACACCGAUGUGUCGGUGCACCAUCAGCGACGACGCGACAGAUGGUACUUAUUUGUAAACAUCAUCGCAUACGUCAUCGUCCUGAUAUUUAAAUUUCAUUUUUUGGAGGAAAUAGUUUAUUCCAUUUUUUAACAUAAUUGUAACAUUUUUACAAAAUAUUUUAAUAAAUAAUAAAGUUAUUAACGAAGAUAAAUCAAUGCAUCGUACGUAUUUCACUAAAAGCCCAUAUAUAGGCCAGGGUAAAAGGCUUUUUUAGGCCAGUCCAACGGCCCACUUGAGUGGGCUAGCCUUGACGGGCAAAGGCCCUGUGAAGCCCAUUAAGACAUUCCCAAAACUACGUGGCCCAAACUCUAAGUUGGGCCUAGAACGUAUUGUGGUUAACGGGCUGGGCCCAUUAUUCGGAUAUAUACGGCCCAUGAGCCUAUUUCCACCGCCACGAUGACCCUUCCUUCGACAACCUCAAAGCCCUCACAAGUCCGCGAGGUUUUCCUUCCCUCUCCGGCGGUUCCCCUUCUCCGGCCGGCUUCCAAUCCUGCGGCGGCGGAGCCGCUCCUCCAUCGCCAGCCGGACCUCAGGUUGAAGCUGCCUGGCCGAGCGCUGCAGCUGCAGAGAAAAUGAUAAAGAGGCGCUUCUACAAGGUAGAGCACCCCGACAAUGACGGUUCUUCUUCGUCCUCCUCCUCUUCGGAGUCCGAUGACGAAGUAGAGGAAAGAGAGGAGGAAGAGACGCCGGGGGAAGAAGAGGAUGAGGAGAAGGAAGUACCGGCGGACGAGUGGCGGAAACGGUUUUCCUUAUCUGACGGUUCCUCUGGUCAGUUCUCUACUGAUUAUCUCGUUCUAGUUUCAUCGCCUCAGAGCUUCAUAUGUUGUUCACAGUCUUGUUUCAUGUCAUCUCCUGAUUUAUUAUCUAUAGACUUUUUGAAAUUUAUUUAUGUUUCUUUUUAUAAGAGUGACUGGAUUGUCUCUGGUAACAAAAUUUGCUGCUCACUUCUCAAUUCUUGAUCAGUUUAAAUCACAGCUUGGCAUCUCAUUUCACCUCAUGUUUUCGCAAUGAUAAAUUGUAAGAAAUGAAAUGAUAUAUUGGCGAAAUGGAACGAGGAAGACUGAAAAUAAAAUCUCCUUGUUCGAGGAGCCCAUCGUUCGAGAGGAUCAGAGCAAGUUCUUCUUCCGUCCCUUCAUCUAGAAGGCCUACCCACAUCUCCCCUUUCGUAGCCUAUCAAUUGCUUGACGGGAAAUAAGGUUUUCAUUUUAAUAUACUAUCGUUUCAAUGAAGCCCGUUCUUUUUCCACCCAUUAGCAUAAUGCAGUGGGCAUGGGAAAGAUGGACGCUUCAUCCUUACGUCCAGAACUGUGUGCAGAAACAGUCUUCCUUUCUAGGGUUUCGGCGACAUGAUUAUGUAACUCGUUGAUCGUUUAAUCAUAUUUUUCCUGUGUGGCAUUUUUAAGACAGUUUGGGGUCUCUUUCUUCCGAUAAUUACAUUAUUUUAUUGCUUUUCUUGAUUCCCUAUGCUAUUGAAACUCCUGUUCUUGCUAUACAUUUGUUGAUCACAUUUCGUUUUCUUUUCCCUUGAUGAUAGCAUCUGGAUAUGAGAGCGAGGAUAGCUCAGGAAAUGAGAUCAGUUGUGACUCGACAGGUUUUUCUCUCUUUCCCUCUGCAUAGUUUAUCCUGGAGUACUCAAAGUUCUUCCAGGAUAUCUAGUUUUUAAAUUGUUUUAUGAUAUGAUUACUCAUUUAAUUUUGAAACUAUCCCUUCAUUCAUUUUUCGUGUAAAAAGCUUCUCGGAGUCGGAAAUUUACUAUCCUCUGACGUUUUUUUUGUGCCUAUAUUCUGUAUUUCGUCAUUCCCCUAUUUAUAUAUUUUUUUAAAAUCUAGAUUAGAGAUUUAACUAAACACUAUUCAAGAUUUCUCUUAUUAAGAUAUAUUUUAUGAUUGUAUUUUAUACAAAAUUGACGUGGGAGAUCUGCUGAUCUGCUCAGGUUUACCGGUUAAUGACAAUGAAGAUGACAGUGGAAAAGACAAGGAAAGCCGCAGAUCUAGUCAACGCGCUCAUGAAGGCCGUCCUGGUGAAGCUGCAGGAUUUGCCUCUAAAAAUGACGCCGAGGUAGAUGAUACAGAAGAGCUGAUCGAGUCUGAAAUGAGUAACUGCGUGCUGAAGCACAAGUCAGUCUUCAAGUGCAGGAUCUGCCCAAGAAUCGUCUGCCUGUCUGAGAGCACUCUGCUGGCACAUCUUAAAUCGAAGGUAACCCACCAUGAGGGCCUGCAAUCAAGCUCUCUGUGAAUACAUGAAACACUGGAUCCAGAUAAUGAUAUGCUAAUCCUGUUCCUGCCAGGACAUGAUACUCUGGAUGGUCUGGCUCUGAAUGAAAUCCAGUCGGGUUGCAAAUUUCUACCCAUCUGGGGUUGCCUAUGUUGGUCUAGUCUCUUCACAAUCGAUGAAGAUACAUGAUUAUUUUGAAAAAAAAUAGAGGAAAUUCCUGUCAUAGACGAGAUGAAUAUCUUCGAUUGCCUCAGAAUUCUCACUUGUUUUUUAUGAUUAUUCUAAUUACUGUUAUUUCUGCUCUGAUAGUUAUGAAUACAGCUUCUCGUAGAUUAAUUAGCUUGGAUCUUGCCGCAUAAGUGAGGUACUUGUGAAUCGGAUAUCUCCAUCUUUAGUCAUGUAACAUGAAGUCCUUCUCCUUCCACAGCGGCAUGCCAGGUCCAAGAAGUUAUUGGGGGAUGGCAGACUCAAGCUGAUGCUAAACAGUGAUGGAGAGAUUGAAGAGGAUCAAGAGACCCAUGCCGAAAGGCAUGCCAGGACCAUUGCUCUUGUACAGGUUGACUUUUGAGAACCCAUCCCUCUCCUCCCCCCCCCCCCCCCCCCUCCCGAAUGAAUGAAUAAGUAAAUAAAUAAAUAAUUGGGAUGCUCAAUUAAGGUCUAGCCCUUUAUGCUCUAUUUUUCAGAAUUCUGAAGCUCCGAAGAGAAAAAAAAGAGGGCGCCAACGUCAGAGGGAAAGAAGGAAAUUGGUAACCAUUAUUCUUCGAGAUGCCCUUAAAUUUGCCUGUUCAUUAAGGCUGGUUGACUUUAUCAAAAACUUUUUUUUCCAUUUUUCGCAGAAAUCAAGCAAUGGUUGUGAUGUGGGCAAAGGAAACCCUCCACCGAUAAAAGCAGCCAAGAAAAGACGCCACAAAGUUGAGGAUUGA